AUGUCCGGAUCUUUUGAACAGGCAUUUAAGUCCCAGCUCUCAUCGUGGCGCGGGUCGCUGCAAUCAGGCUUCUCGGGUGCCUCCAGCAGCUCUAAUACUAACACUAACAAUUCAUCGGAUUCCAUCCUCGAUAAGGUCGCCAGCUGGAACCCCUUUGCAAACAACAAGUACAUCUCGCUGCCAAUUACUGAGCCCCGCAGCACCCCAUUCUCGUCCACAACAACCACCAACGGCGUGUCGCCGCAGGCUGCAGCUGAAUCUGCCCCCAUCGAGGAGCCAGCGUGGUUCAAUCUCUCAUAUUGGGACCGCCUGCUCAUUUUCGGCAUUUGUCUGCUUGGUGCUGUGGCCUGUUUUGCGCUUUGCUUCUUCAUCAUGCCAGUUCUCGCGCUCAAACCGCGCAAGUUUGGUGUUUUGUGGUCUCUAGGAUCCCUCCUCUUUAUGAUUUCAUUUGGUGUGCUCCAGGGCCCAAUUUCGUACCUGCGCCACCUCACGUCACCUGCUCGCCUUCCCUUCACUGUCACAUACUUUGGCUCCAUCAUUGCCACCCUCGUCUUCUCUCUGGGCUUGAAGUCUACGAUUCUUACAAUCUUGGCCUGUGUGUGCCAAAUCAUUGCAGCAAUUUGGUAUGCCGUCAGCUACUUCCCUAUGGGCACCCAAUCCCUCAAGUUUGCCUCUCGAAUUGGUGCACGUCAAGUCACAAGUUGGAUUAACUCGUGA
Magnusiomyces paraingens is the source of this 717-nucleotide messenger RNA. RefSeq lists its product as uncharacterized. The record is from RefSeq and is a predicted model, not a curated record. Bases 1 to 717 code for a protein of 238 amino acids. NCBI's taxonomy places the organism in Eukaryota, Fungi, Ascomycota, Dipodascomycetes, Dipodascales, Dipodascaceae. Gene Ontology annotation, biological process: vesicle-mediated transport. The transcript has a single exon. Gene Ontology annotation, cellular component: membrane.